CAUUUUUUUAUAUUUUCUAUUUCUUUUGGCUAAAAAUCCGUUCAACGAUUCUUACAAAUUGAACAAUCCCACGACAGUGUCAAGAGGGGAAGAGCGAGAACGAUCCGUGCUCCCGGGGUGUGGGAGCCAUGGCAGUAGCAGUGAACUGGUUCAAACCUUCUCCAUUUCUCGGUCGCAAAUUAUCAACUCGCUCUGCAAAUUUACCGUCUGGAGAGUGCAUGGGGAAUUCGUUACAGCCAUCUCGAAUCAAUGCACUAUUUUGGCGAUCUAGGAAGUCCAUGGAGUCAUGGGAAGUGGACUCUGUUUUAGGUCAUUUUACUUUGGCAGGGUCCGACUCAGAGGACACAGUGGUGAAGCUGGCACAACCCAAAAAGAUAACAGUGUCAGUUGUAUCUUCUAUCUCUGAGGUAGCAUCCUGUGAAUGGGAUGCUUGUGCUCUGGAUGCCACAGGCACUGAAAAGUUCAAUCCAUUUCUUACCCAUGGAUUUUUGUCAAGUUUAGAGGAUUCUGGUAGUGCAGUGAAGGAAACAGGAUGGAUGCCCCGUCACAUCAUUGCUAAGGAUGAAAACAACAAGAUUGUAGGUGUAGUCCCACUCUAUCUUAAAAGCCAUUCAUAUGGUGAAUUUGUUUUCGAUCAUUCUUGGGCUGAUGCAUAUUAUAGCUAUGGGUUAAAAUAUUACCCAAAGUUACAAUGCUCUGUGCCAUUCACGCCAGUAACUGGUCCAAGGAUUCUAGUUCGUAACACCUCAUACAAGGAUCAAGUUUUUGACGUUAUAGUAUCUGCAAUGAAGGAUCUGACUGAUAAGUCUCAGCUUUCAUCAUUGCAUAUUACUUUCCCCACUGAAAAUGAGUGGCACAAGCUUGGUGAAAAAGGUUUUCUACAGAGGAUGGGUAUGCAGUACCACUGGAAAAAUCGUAACUAUAAAAGUUUUGACGAGUUCUUGAUGGACAUGAAGCAAAGUAAAAGAAAAAAUAUUCGCCAGGAGCGCAAAAAGGUUUUAGCCCAGAACUUGAUUAUGAAACGGCUCCGUGGUUAUGAAAUAAAGGCAAGGCACUGGGAUUCCUUCUAUAAGUUCUACAGGAACACUGCUGAUAACAAGUGGGGUAGCCCUUACCUGACAAGGGAAUUUUUUCAUGAAAUGGGAUCAAAAAUGGGAGAUCAGGUGUUGCUAGUUGUUGCAGAAGAAGGAGAUGAACUUGUUGCAGGAGCUCUAAAUCUUAUUGGAGGAGAUACUUUGUUUGGGCGUCUAUGGGGAUGUAGCCCUCGAAGUUACUAUCCAAGUUUGCAUUUUGAAGCCUGUUAUUACCAGGCAAUUGAAGCGGCGAUUGAACUCAAUCUUCAAACAGUCGAGGCUGGAGCUCAGGGUGAGCAUAAGAUCCAGCGAGGGUAUAUGCCAGUGACAACUUAUAGCAGCCAUUACCUUACGGAAAAUGGAUUUAGGAAGCCUAUUGAAGACUUCUUAAUACGUGAAUCUUCUCAGGUGAAGCUUGUUAUCAAACUCUUGCAUGAUUCUGGCCCUUUUAAGGAAAGUAUCCUGAAGGGAGAAAUAAAUUGACAUAUUAAUAACUUGGGAAAAUAUAACUUUGGGUUUCUAUACUUUACUCGCAUUUUACUAUUUGUCCUUGCAUUUUUUUUUGGGUGUUUUAGGUCUUCUAAAGUCCUUACACUUUGUAAACAAUGAAAAACAAAAGUUUAGGGAUGUAAAACACUGAAAAACAGUGCAGGAAUUAAUAGCAAAACGCGAGCAAAGUAUAAGGACUGAAAAUUAUGUUUUCCUCUAACAACUUUCAUAUGUAAAUAUGCAUAUGGUUUUUUUCUCUCUCACUUUGUAAUUGUAAUUAUGAAUUUUUUUAGGAUUAUUGUAUAGUAACAUGAUGAAGCGGUGGCUAUCCGUACUUUUAGGCUUUUGCUGCCAAGGAUAACUAGUGCAGCUCCAUAGGGGCCACCCAUUCAUAACUUGCACCGGGGCCGAUGGUUUAGCAGUGGAGGAAGAAAUGAUUAAUUAAAAUAAGAUUAAUUGAUAGCA
Molecule: messenger RNA, 2027 nt
Organism: Prosopis cineraria
Lineage: Eukaryota; Viridiplantae; Streptophyta; Magnoliopsida; Fabales; Fabaceae
Exons: 12
Coding region: 129-1556 (475 amino acids)
Source: RefSeq, a predicted model, not a curated record